AGUCAGCCUUGUCACAGCAGAGGUCCUAUUUGACUAAUUAUCACAGCAGUACAGCUAACCUCUAAUACCUCUAAUACCAGUCAACACGACGUGUUAAACUCUGCUCUCUGAAUGGGACACUCUAACAGCCGGCAGAACUCACCUCCUCGUAGUAAACGAGCAGCCUAAUGCCGCAGACAGGAGCCGGGCUGCUCCAGAAUCAUUCAGCCCAUCCUGGGAAAUGACGGAUCAAACCAGGGUCAUCCCUCUUUUCCGUCUUUAGUGUGGGACCUCUCUGGCAGCUGCUAAUGAGACAGUCAACGAGCGGAAGGGAGCACUACGGUGGAUCCGACAGAGUAGGAUCAUGUGAGCCAUGAAGGAGUAAAACAGUAAAACAAGACCAUCCACCAGCACACACUUAAUGCCUCUAUAGCCAAAUGAUGGAAGGCUGCAAUGAAGGUUAAACUUGUCAAUGGAUCUUUAAAUAAGACAAGAACACAUUUCGUUUAAUUUAGAUUUCAGUGCGAUUACAAUUUACGACGGCUGCGCUCUAAAGGCAGCUACCGCUAGGAAGCAGCGGAGGUUGUAUGACUUCGUAUUGGAACCCGGCCCAUACGCGGAAGCUGGCCUUUUACCCGGAGUUGUUUGCUCCGGCUAUGACGCCGGAUCACACUGUCUCGCGGAGAUGUUCCCCUUCAUACGGUCCCACGUUUUGCCGAUGGUUAAACUCUACGUGCUCGGCUUUAAAGUUCUCCUGGCUCAGCUGGUCAGCAGAGCGUUCAGGUUGCCAGUGAUGCCCAGACAAGAUGGCAAGGUUGCCAUAGUGACAGGAGGAGGCAGAGGAAUUGGCUAUGAGGUAGUCCGCCACAUGGUCAGACUGGGGGCGCACGUUAUCAUAGGUGGGAGGGAUGAACAGGAGGGUCUGGCAGCCGUCAGAAGAAUCUGUGAAGAGCACAAAGAGGCCAAAGUGGAGUUCCAGAAACUGGACCUAGCGUCUUUGCAGUCGGUCCGCCACUUUGCCCAGAGCUUCAAGCAGCGAGCCCUGCCGCUCAACAUCCUGGUCAACAAUGCUGGCGUCAUGCUGGUUCCUGAGGCGCGCACUGAGGAUGGAUUUGAGCAGCACUUCGGGGUGAACUAUUUGGGCCACUUCCUGCUCACCUGGCUUCUCCUGGACACGCUGAAGGAAUCUGGGAAACGCGGGCACGUCUCCCGUGUGGUCAACGUCUCCUCGUCCGCUCACCGCAUUGGCAGCAUCCACAUCAAGGAGCCAGCAUCUAGCUGCCCCCAUUACUCAGCCCAUGCUGCGUAUUGCCACAGUAAACUGGCCCAGCUGGUGUUCAGCUCCCACCUCCAGCAGGAGCUGCAACGUGGACGCUUUCCUGUGAUUUCAUGCGCUGUGGAUCCCGGGAUGGUGGCUACUGCGCUGUAUCGUCACCUGUGGACGCCCCUGUACCUGGUGCAUAACAUCAUCGCGUGUCUGCUUUACAAGACUCCUGAAGAGGGCGCUGCCACUGUGCUCUACGCUGCGCUGUCACCGGCCCUAGAGGGGGACUGUGAAGGAGGCUACUGGGCCAAUGGGUGCAGGGAGAUGACAACGCCGCCGACCUUUGACCCCCAGCUGAAGCGGAGCCUAUGGGAGACCAGCCUGCAGUUAGUGGGUCUGCAGUAGCAUGUGACUGAAAGACGACCAACGGGACUAAAGAUCAAAUGUAGACUCUUGACUGGGGUCAACCAGCCAACUCCUCCAUCACACUCCUUGGUUUUUGGUUCAUACCUCAUAUCGAGGUGUUUGUAGCGAUUUAUGUUGACAAUCUCACAAUUCACCGCUGGACUGUGAUUGGUUAUUUGGGAAGUGAAGACCUUUUUUUUUUUUUUUUAUGGACCCGCCAAAGAAGGGCUACAGUGGAUGGAAGACUUGAGUUUUUUUGUUUGCUUCACUGCUGUGAGCAAGCAAAACAAUAUGUACACACACAAACACACCCUGGGGUUUCACCCGUGUACUGGCAUCGGCAGUUACUGAAAUUCAAAUGUCAUUGAUCUCUAGUUUAUUCCCUGGUCCCCGGGGAUUGUUCCAUUCCAUUCUGCCUUAAUGUCACUAGUCUGGCUUUCAGGUAGGUCUGUAAUUGUGCACAACAAACCCAGAUGUUUUUCCUUAAGAAAUACAAUUAUUGGCAAACAUCAAAGUGAUUUUGGACCUGAAAAUACUUGUACUUUACUGGCUGCACAAUCGCAUCGGUCAAACCCCGGCAGACACCACACGCACACACACACGCAUCCAUGCAUCCUGAUGGGAUGCUUCAAAUGUGAACCCGCCUUGCUACGUGUGGUGGGAACGUGAUGUCAUCAGUUCGAUGCGACGCGUCACAGCGAUUUCUCUGAUCGUCCCGCCAUCCCACGUAUUUUACUGCGAGCACUUUAAGUUUUUGGUACAUUCCCGUGCUUUAAUGGUUACUAGUGAACCGGCGGGUGAACCGCUGGCUGUACGUGUAUGAUAAGCUGUGUGUACAAAAAGAAAAAUGCUAAAUUCUGCUGUUCACAUGAAGGUGCUGGGAAAACAUCAACCCCUCUUCUUUCCUACCAUUCAACAUUCCAGUAACGUUCCUAUGGACUGGAGAGGCUUUGGAAGGAGGCAGGAAGCAAAAAGCAAUUCCUCGUGGGCCUAAAUUUGAAAUGAUUCCCUCUGUAGACCUGAGAGGUGAGGAGGUUUUGUUGAACCUUGCUUUGAUCAUUUUCUGCAGCCAGGAUUUUCAGCCAUUUCGGUUUGUUUUUGUCAAACAAAACAUGAAGGAUUUGGACCCACCCCUCCUCAGUCUGUCCCAGUUUUCCUUUGUGGUCUAUAUUAAUUGUUUCUUUUCUGUGCCUGUGAUAGAUGUGUGUGUUUUAUGCACAUGAGUUGAGAAUUAACUCAUGCUAUGGACCCAAUUCAUGUUGACGGAUCGCACAACAAAGGCGGAUCCUGGAGGAACCGCUACAGGAACAAGAGGAGCUCCCCAACCCCCCCCCCCCCCCCCCCCCCCCCCCCCCCCCCCCAACCCCCCCCCCCCCCCCCCCCCACCACCACCACUAUUUAAACUGUGAUUGGUUCCUCAUUGUUGUUGCCGCUGCUGCUGCUUCCUCCUCAUUUGGCGCCGCUCCCAGUGCAUUGUGGGAUUGAGAUUUCCCAGCGGUAGGAAUCAAACUCCAUCUGCUGAGCUGACACACACACACACACACACACACAUAGACGCUCACUCGGAAUUGUGGGAGCGCCACAUCCAGGCUCGGGCUUAUCUGAGCAAGCACACAGCUUACAAGCGCGUCUGGCUCUCGUGCAGGAGAACGCUCACGCGGCGUACACACUUGCACCGCCACGCCACCUUCACUGUGAUUAACCAUGUUAGCUGUGAAGAUGAGCAUUUUUUUUAAAUCUCAAAUUAACAAGUUGUGGAUAAAACGUCUCCUCCGUCCCGCCGCUGUGUCCGCCUGUAGUCGCUUUGAACACUGCCACUGAGAAUCCAGCAAUUGCUACUAUCUGCCGUGUGCGAAGCAAUAGCAUCAGUGUAGUAGCUAAUCCGGCCGGUAGCACAGAGCUAGACAUUCAGAAUAGGAACGAAGCCCAAGAGUGGGAAAGGUUCAAGAUGAACAACCAUACCAGCAUCCAGUGUGCCACAGAUCGCUCAGCAUAAAAAUCUAAAAUGUCACCGAAUAGUGAAACAAAUGUGAAAUAUUAGCCUGGACCACGUUGGUGGUGCAUAUAGUAUAAUCAUGUUGCUAAUGCCUUGGAUUGAUAUGUCCUUGCUGCCAUUAGUGGCGUUUUAAUCAGACUUCCAUCUUUGCAAUCCGUUGCUGGUCUGGUCCAUUCAAUAUGAUUACCAGUACAUUACUGUAGACAUUGGGGCCGAUGAGCAGGGGAGACUUUGAGCAGCCUUGUUGCACACUCAGCCAGUCAACGCUUGCACUAAUGCUGCACUCAUUUCACACUGUUUGGGGAGCUUGUUCGCGUUCAUGCGCCGCCAUCCGAGUUUCCUUUUACAAAUACUGUGAAAUAUAUAGAUGAAGUUUAUGAAUUCGUUUUUGAAUGGGUAUUUGUUUGGUUAUCGGUGACUUACAGACUUUUUCAGAUGUCAUUUACCACAGGCUGGGACCUGAUAAUCUCGAUAGGUGAUAUAUAAAUGCAAUACAACUCCAGGAAAACAGCCUAACUCGAUCCUAAUUGGCUCCUGUUGAAGACAGGCUGAAUUCUGAACAGGGUUCGAACUGAAAAACCUUCACCAGCACGCACACAGACUCACUUAAUUCAGCUUGCAGCGCACAGUAGCUACCGUAUUUGCCGGCUAUCGCAAUCAAACUUGAAAGGGAUCUAUAAUUUGAAAUUCCAAUUUGACCCACAUCACUUUUUUUUGCAGUGCGGUGGACGUUUGGUGUGGGAAUUGCCUCUAAAUGCCAGCAAUACUCCCCCGUUUUUACAAAUUUCUUUUCUUCUCCUCCUCAGUGUUGUCAAACAGCUUGGAAACAAACUGUUUAUUGCUCCAGCACUUCCUUGUUUGACUGCGCGGCUCCCCGAGGCGACUGCGGGGUACUGACUAAAUAACAAAAUAACAAACAACCAAAACCUAGUCCCAGUGAAGCGAGUGCACUCGUUUCCCCUCACGCGGAUAAAAACACCAGCUCAGCAGCGCUCAUUUAAAAAGUAUAAGACCACGGGGUGAGCUACAUCCUGUCAAACAACUAUUGUGCUUUUCAUAGUCCAGAUGUCACAGUGGGUGCUUUAAAACCCGAGAGGAAGACGCAUCACAGACUGUCAUCUUUAUCUCAGCACACGCUUUUCCAAAGACAAGGUUUCGGGAGGAAUGUGAGGGUCUGUGUUGGUGCCUGACGCGUCGGUGUGCAGAGAGGGCUGCUAAAUUAUCAAUGAUUACCUUGUUAUAUAUUUAGCGUACUCCUGGAGCGUUCUACACAGACAUGACAACACAGUGAAGUUUCUCAACUUGAACUGCGAAUAUAGAAAAAGAGCAAAAAAAAAAAACAACAAAAAAAAAAGAGCUUGAUUAACUGUGUGUGACGUUGUCUGUUUGUGACUUGCUCGUACGUGAUCAUUUCAACGCGCCGGCGCCACUGGGCGUGGUCCAGUGGAGCUCCACGUCGCCAUGGGAACGCUCUGAUAGCCAUUCUUCUGAUUGACCUGGGAUUGCAUUUAUAUUAAAUGUUCUGGUCCCACGUCCUGCAAAUCCUGUGUCCAUGUGUAGGGAGAGAUGACGGGGAGGUGCGGACAGGGUGAAACCAGAUGAGCUGGGCCUUUACUCCCGGCAGCACCCGUAGACAAACGCCGUGACCUUUUUCCGUCCUCGCCUUUAACACGUGCGGCCGUGCGCUACUCUCUCCUUCGGCGCGCGCUCGACCUUUCGCUCGUCUCCCUGAAGGAGGCGAGCCGAGGUCGUUCCCACCUCGAAUCCAGUGUAAACAUCCAGUUCGUCCGGGCCCUGGGGGUUCCUGAGCCGUGCGGAAUGUUUUAUUUUUGAGCUCUAUUCUCAUCGUCGUCGAGCUACACAUCUUAUUGCUUUUGCUGUGCCUACAAAGAAAAUCUCCUUCAUAUGUGUGUUACUGUGAAUUUUCCAUGUAGAAAUAAGCUUGUACAAACUGUGAUACGGUCUUGUCCUGUGCGUGCGUUGUUGUGAGACCUUUCUUCUUCUUUGGAUCGAUGGGAGCGUGUGAAUGGUUGACUGCGAGUGUGCGUGUGUGCGUCGAGGUGUGUUUAUUUUUAUUUAUUUGUUUAUUUAUUUUUGUCGAUGGGUGUGACAUUCCAGCAGCCACCACCUUUUAUAUUAUCCAAAGCCUCUCAAUAAACAUAUCAUUGUGCCA
Molecule: messenger RNA, 5817 nt
Organism: Betta splendens (Siamese fighting fish)
Lineage: Eukaryota; Metazoa; Chordata; Actinopteri; Anabantiformes; Osphronemidae
Product: dehydrogenase/reductase SDR family member on chromosome X-like
Exons: 7
Coding region: 665-1648 (327 amino acids)
Source: RefSeq, a predicted model, not a curated record